Molecule: messenger RNA, 573 nt
Organism: Limanda limanda (common dab)
Lineage: Eukaryota; Metazoa; Chordata; Actinopteri; Pleuronectiformes; Pleuronectidae
Product: dynein axonemal assembly factor 6-like
Exons: 1
Coding region: 1-573 (190 amino acids)
Biological process (GO): flagellated sperm motility; axonemal dynein complex assembly
Cellular component (GO): cytoplasm
Molecular function (GO): protein-folding chaperone binding; dynein intermediate chain binding
Source: RefSeq, a predicted model, not a curated record
AUGGAGGGUUUUGUUUCCCAAACUCAGAGUUUACAGGCUCUGUCUGCUCUGUUAUCAACUCAACAGGAGGAAGAAGAAGAAGAGAGCAAAAAGGUUACAAUAUUCACACAGCUAGGUCCUGGACACAUUGGUCCCCCACCCACAAAAGAUAAAGACGUGACCACUGCCUAUGUGAAGAGGAACAAUAAAGACAUCUGGAGCGAGGAGGGGGUUGCUGACAGCUGCUCUGAUGAUCUGACUGACCUGCGGCCACAGCCCGAGUAUGAAAUGAUCCUGAAGCAGAGUGUGGGGACAGAGGAUGUCUUCUUGGGAUUGAGUAGAAGGAAUCCAUCAUCCAUGUGCUGUGAAGCCAUGCUGGUGAAAAUCAAACUGCCAGACACUGAAGUAACAGAUGUGGUCCUGGAGGUAAAAGAGAAGUUCCUUGAUCUACGGACACCAAAGCACAAACUGGGUCUCCAUCUCCCCAACGCUGUCCAUAGCCACAAGGGCAGAGCUCAAUUCUUCAGCGGGCGAGAGGAGCUGGAGGUGACGUUGUUUCUGAAGUGGCCCAUGGAUUUGAUCAACAUGCGAUAA